AUGGCCGCCAUCAAGAAAGUUGCAGUGUUGGGUGGCUCUGGAAACAUUGGACCUUCCAUCAUCAAAGCCCUUUUGAAUUCCAACUUUGAGGUUACUGCUAUUACGCGACUCGAGUCCCAAGCCACCUUUGUGGAUGGAGUCGACGUGAAAAGAGUUGACAUUACCUCCAAGGAAGCAGUCCAGCAUGUCCUACAAGGCCACGAUGCCUUGGUUUCUGCAAUCUCCCCAGCAGCGCUUGAUGACCAAAAAACAAUCGUCGACGCUGCCGUUGCUGCCAAAGUCCAACGAUUUCUUCCGUCCGAAUUCGGCGUCGAUAAUCGGCGUACCGAUGAAAAAGAUAUGGGCUGGAUGGUAGUCAAUAAAGUCAAGCUGAAUGAAUAUUUGGAUGAAGUUGCUGCGAAAAACAAGUGGUUCAGUUGGACAGGGGUAGCAUGUGGCUUUUUCUUUGACUGGGGCAUUCAAACUCAAUAUAUACUCGGAAUCAACGCAAGAGCGAAGACUGGAGAAAUCAUCGACUCCGGCAACAAGCCCUGGGCGGCUACAAACACCUACUAUGUUGGUGAGACUGUUGCUGCCAUUUUGAAGAAGCCGGAAGAAACGGCAAACAAGUUUAUGACUGUCUUUUCUUUUGAAACUACUCAAAAUGAGGCUUUGAAGAUCUUUGAAGAGGAAUCUGGCACCAAGUUCCAGGUCAGUCAUAUCAAAGGCAGUGAUUUGUUACAAGCAGCAACUGCCAGUGUCGCAAAGGGGGAAUACAAGCAGUCGAUUGGCCCUUAUGUGCAGUAUACAUUUUUUGCAGAUGGUGUCAGGAUCCUUGUCGACCUUGAGGCGAAUGACUGCAAGCUACUGGGCAUCAAAGACAAGGCUGGUUUACGAGAUAGCAUCAAGAGAGAGCUCAGUCUGCUCAACUAG
Molecule: messenger RNA, 912 nt
Organism: Trichoderma asperellum CBS 433.97
Lineage: Eukaryota; Fungi; Ascomycota; Sordariomycetes; Hypocreales; Hypocreaceae
Molecular function (GO): oxidoreductase activity
Source: RefSeq, a predicted model, not a curated record